AUGCCUGCUGUUCCCCAAGAUGCGCCCGAGUCCGCUGGACAAAUCCCCGCGCCCGAAAAGUCAACCCCUACCUUCAGCCCCGAAGAUGUGACCGUCAUCUUCGUUCUCGGCGGUCCUGGUGCCGGCAAGGGUACCCAGUGCUCCAAGCUCGUCUCUGAGCACGGCUUCACCCACCUUUCUGCCGGUGACCUGCUGCGCGCUGAACAGGAGAGGCCCGGUUCCCAGUAUGGCGACCUCAUCAGGGACUAUAUCCGCAACGGUCUCAUCGUUCCCAUGGAGGUGACUAUUGCUCUCCUCGAGAACGCCAUGUCCGCUGUCCUCAAUGAGACAGGAUCGCAGAAGGGCCGUUUCCUCAUUGACGGUUUCCCUCGCAAGAUGGACCAGGCUGUCAAGUUCGAGGAGACCGUCUGCCCUGCCAAGCUUGUCCUCUUCUUCGACUGCCCCGAAGAUGUCAUGGAGUCCCGUCUCCUCGAGCGUGGCAAGACUAGCGGUCGCGAUGACGACAACGCCGAGAGUAUUCGCAAGCGAUUCCACGUCUUUAUCGAGACCAGCAUGCCUGUUGUCAACCACUUUGAGGAGGUUGGCAAGGUUCUGAAGCUUGAUGCUACCCCUACUCCCGAUGAAGUCUAUGCCAACACCGAAAAGGCCCUCGCCGAGCGGCUGGGAUCCAGCUUCUAA
This is a messenger RNA of Fusarium poae, 678 nucleotides long. RefSeq lists its product as uncharacterized. The transcript has a single exon. Gene Ontology annotation, cellular component: nucleus; cytoplasm. The record is from RefSeq and is a predicted model, not a curated record. The coding region runs from base 1 to 678 and encodes 225 amino acids. Gene Ontology annotation, biological process: UDP biosynthetic process; 'de novo' pyrimidine nucleobase biosynthetic process; CDP biosynthetic process. Gene Ontology annotation, molecular function: ATP binding; UMP kinase activity. NCBI's taxonomy places the organism in Eukaryota, Fungi, Ascomycota, Sordariomycetes, Hypocreales, Nectriaceae.